AUGAUCAAUUCAAACAAUCAAGCUAAUAUGGAAAAUGAUAAUAAUGGUGCUGCAGCUAACAAUUUUGAUGACAGUACACUCCAACAAAACACAAUGGGAUCUAAUAGACCUCCAAUAGAACCUUAUGAAACCGAAGGAGUUCGUUAUGGCAAAUGCAAAUGGUUUAAUGUGGCCAAAGGUUGGGGUUUUAUAACACCCAAUGAUGGUGGCCAGGAAGUGUUUGUACACCAAAGUGUCAUACAAAUGACUGGAUUUCGCUCAUUGGGAGAACAAGAAGAUGUUGAAUUUGAAUGUCAUUUAACUGAAAGAGGUCUAGAGGCUACACGUGUAUCUGGCAGUCAUGGUUCCGAUUGUCAUGGCAGCACCUUUCGACCGCGUACCAAAAAACGUCAUCGUCGUGUACGCUGCUAUAAUUGUGGUGAAUUUGCUAAUCAUAUUGCUUCGAAAUGUCAUUUGGGACCUCAGCCUAAACGUUGUCAUUUGUGUAAACAAGACGAUCAUUUAUUUGCUAAUUGUCCCACCAAACAGAAUUCCUCAAACAACUCUCUACAACAUUCCUCGAAAGAUGAACAUUCCUUUAACAGUGAAAAUGAAGCGAAUAACCAACAAGGUGAAGGCAGAUAA
This is a messenger RNA of Lucilia sericata (common green bottle fly), 624 nucleotides long. It is a transcript of the gene lin-28, whose product is annotated as protein lin-28 homolog. The transcript is spliced from 5 exons. The record is from RefSeq and is a predicted model, not a curated record. The coding region runs from base 1 to 624 and encodes 207 amino acids. Lineage: Eukaryota; Metazoa; Arthropoda; Insecta; Diptera; Calliphoridae. Gene Ontology annotation, molecular function: zinc ion binding; nucleic acid binding.